AUCCUCAUCGGGCUUAUGAUGGUAUGGAAACACCCCCGGGCCCUUGCCUACGGAACAGCAGUUUCUCCGCCCCGCUGUGGAGCCGACGUCCAUUUUGCUAACCCCCGUCGCAGGUCGGACUUGCAUGGUUCAUGGGCGCCCACAUGGACAAAUUUUUCCUCCGCCUCGACGAAAUCCUCGGCGACAGCAUGCGGAAGCCGACGGCGACUCCCAUCCUGGGCCGCGACGAGCUCUGAGAUGGCGAAGACUAUUUACUGACGGGACAGGUUCGGGGGCGAAACGAGAUGUUUGGGUUCACGUUUCUAUAUACCUUUUCCUAAUGACACAUACCCUUCGAUACCGGUGGUCAUGUACACACAACGAUUCCUACGAGCGAGCUGGCGGUUGGCGCGGGAUCUGGCGCGUGAAUGGGGAUCUGGGCUGGGAAAGCGAGCAUCUAAUACUGACAUAAUACACGCGUGCCUUUUUUGGUCUCUUGUUUCCAGCAUCCCCCCUUCUUCCCGUUCGGCGUUUACUGACCCUCAGCUAACCGGCUUGGUUGGCUGCUGCUUGGCUAUCAUGUCCAAGACCAAGGAAGACAAAGCACGGAUGUCAAAUUGCAAUUCAGCCGCACGUUUCUCCCUCUCGGGGGCUGAUCGGGCUCGAUGGCUGUGGUUGUGCCGAAGAUGUGCUGAUAUGAAACCCCUUUUGCAAGUAGCCUGGAAUCCGGGCACGCCCUCGGCCGGGUCUGUCUUCCCUUUCUUCUUGAUGGGACGGCCUGCUGGGGGUGGACUGCGGACAUGUCAUGUCAUUUUCAUCCUCUGCUACAAGAGAGUCAGGUAGGUAUCGUGUUUGUUGUGUCGCGGGCGGUUUGGUUGGUCAAUUGGUGAGACGCGCUUGUUUGGGCUUUCUUUGCUUGCUUGCGUGUCUGCAGGGCCCGGGAUAAACACUUACCUUACCUAGGGAGCUACGUUUUGGAAUACUACCAGUAACUAUCUUCUGUGA
Chaetomium fimeti is the source of this 984-nucleotide messenger RNA. RefSeq lists its product as uncharacterized. The record is from RefSeq and is a predicted model, not a curated record. Bases 349 to 822 code for a protein of 157 amino acids. The transcript has a single exon. Lineage: Eukaryota; Fungi; Ascomycota; Sordariomycetes; Sordariales; Chaetomiaceae.